This is a messenger RNA of Psylliodes chrysocephalus, 1260 nucleotides long. The record is from the annotation of a GenBank genome assembly. NCBI's taxonomy places the organism in Eukaryota, Metazoa, Arthropoda, Insecta, Coleoptera, Chrysomelidae.
AUGUGUACACCUAUAGAAGAAGAUAAACUAAAUGUUCUAAUAAGAGAGCUCCAAAAUAUUGAAAUUGAAUCAGCUAUUGGGAGGAUUAGGGAACCGUUUGCAACGGAAAUAAUGAAACCUUCAACACAGAUUCUGAGUGGCUUGCAAGAUCUUUUUAAUGAAGAGUUACUUUUAAAAACAUAUGAAGAAAUACUAAAGAUAUCAGAGGCCACAUAUAUUAAUAUAAAUGAAAAUGGUGUGAAGACAAUUGAAAAAGCAACUCGAGGCCAAACUAAAAGCAAUGCCUGGUUUAAGUUUAGGGCUCGCCGAAUCACUGCUUCUAGAGCCAAAUUAGGGAAGCCACCCCUUUCAUUAAUUAAAGGACCAAAGGAAACAUACUCAAACCAAAUGAAGUCUUCAUCUUCGGAGGUUUGGGAUGAGUUAUUCAUCAAUGAAGAUGGAUUUCUAGAGAAAUUUAUAGAAAGCGAGCCAUAUAUGGACAAUGACGAUACUCAAACUCCUUCUACAUUGACAACACCUUCUUCAGGAAGCCAGUCCAGGUUGACUCAACCAACAACUUCUGUUGCACGUUCGAUAGCAACGCCAACUAGGAAAAAAUUAAAGAGAUCACAUAAUUUUACUGCUUGUGAGGUAGCUUUAUUAAUAGCCCAUGUAAAGGAGCGGACAAGUGAAAUUGAAUGCCGUAAAUCCGACACGGAUACUAAUAAAAUAAAAAACGAGGCAUGGGCACAUGUAUGCCAAAAAUUUAAUGCUCACUCAAAACAGAGCAUCUACAGGGACGUAGAUGUUCUGAAAAAUAAAUAUAAUAAUGAGAAAAAGAAAGCAAAAAAGAAGUAUGCUGAUGAAAAGAGGCAUUUGUAUGGUACGGGAGGAGGUCCACCUGAAAUAAUUCAGGAAUCUACCAUAGAUAAAGAUAUUGCCGAGAUAAUAGGCACCCAAAUGACAGGCUUUCCCUCAAAAUACGAUGACGAUUUUUUGGAUGACAACUUUGCUGCUGGUCCCUCAAAGAAACCAAAUGAUUUAAGUAAUAAGGAAAAUAUAGAGUAUAUUACUGUCGAAGCCGAGGAGGAACUCGAAGAAGAAGAAGAGGUCUGCAAAUCCACUAGUGAAUUAUCCAAUGGUAAGGAUAAACGCUGGAUUAAAUGCACACCAUCAAUGUUGAAAAAACCAAUGCCAAUGCCACUUAAAGUUAGCCAAACACCAAAUAUGCGUAGUGAAGAACUGAUAAACAAGCACGUGUUCGUCGUUGUUUACGGAUAG